This is a messenger RNA of Cuscuta europaea, 2578 nucleotides long. NCBI's taxonomy places the organism in Eukaryota, Viridiplantae, Streptophyta, Magnoliopsida, Solanales, Convolvulaceae. The record is from the annotation of a GenBank genome assembly.
UUGUACUCCAUUCAAAUUCAAAAAUGCAAACUUCUCCCCGUAUUAUAGACCAUUCAUUCUUGUUGUGCAAGUUUCCUUUCGUGAAUCUUGUUCCCGCAAAAUCUCAUCCUCAACAUUUCCCCCAUAUAUGUGCACCCUAAUCCGAAUUCUCAAGCCACGGAUCUAUCAAUGUUUCUUCAAAUCACAUUUCAGAUCCGCUAAUUCGACACAUCUAUCUAUGUAAUUGGAUUUUAUCCAUCAGAAAAUUCAAAGAUUUGUUCUUUUUGUCUUGUGUUUUGACUGCGUAAUUUUUACUUGUUACCAAUUCGGGCUGUGCCUUGCGAUGAAAUUCGUGGCUACGAAGCCGUGUUUUCGAUUUCUGAUCCAUCGGAGCAGCACGUCCAUGUUUGAGUUUUCGUCAAAUAUCAGGGUGUUUCGCCCCUGCUUGCCACCUCUGUCGGGAUGCGGGGGCAUAAUUCGUGGGUGCCAUAGCCAGACGUUAUAUGUUCCGCGUUUUAAUUGGGGUAAACCGAGGGAUCUCUGGAGGCCUUGUAGUAGUAAGCGUUUCCAUUUGAUUUCCUGUAUUGCUUCUAAUGUUCGGGAAUUCUCCACCUCCUUCAGACCCAGGGCUAACGAUAAGAAUUUCGAUAGAAUCUAUGCUCAGGGAGGGCUUAACGUGAAGUCCGCAGUGGUGGUAGAGGAGGAGAUUGGCCAGGCUGAAAAUUCUUUUCCUAAUGGCGAUGGGAUUGAAAAAAGUCAGCAUUUUGAUGGACUGGAAGUUUACAAAAGUGCCAUUGUGAAUAACCUUAAAGAUGAAUCUGAGGCUGAAAAGGAGGCAUGGAAGUUGCUGGAAGAAGCUGUUGUUAGGUACUGUGAGAGUCCAGUUGGGACAUUGGCUGCAAAUGAUCCUAAUGAUAAGCUACCCCUUAAUUAUGAUCAAGUGUUCAUAAGGGAUUUUGUUCCAUCAGCCCUUGCAUUUUUACUCAAAGGGGAGAAUGAUAUAGUGAAACAUUUUCUUCUUCAUACCCUGCAACUACAGAGUUGGGAGAAAACAGUUGACUGUUACAGUCCAGGGCAAGGGCUGAUGCCUGCAAGCUUUAAAGUGAGAACAGUGGCUAUUGAUGAAAACACGUUUGAAGAAGUUCUUGAUCCUGAUUUUGGGGAAUCAGCAAUUGGCCGUGUUGCACCUGUUGAUUCAGGCUUGUGGUGGAUCAUCUUGUUGAGAUCAUAUGGGAAGAUCACCGAUGACUAUGCUUUGCAGGAAAGAGUGGAUGUACAGACUGGCAUUAAACUAAUAUUGAAUUUGUGUUUGUCGGAUGGCUUUGAUAUGUUUCCUUCUUUGCUAGUAACUGACGGAUCUUGCAUGAUAGAUCGACGGAUGGGGAUUCAUGGCCAUCCACUUGAGAUUCAAGCCUUAUUUUACUCGGCUCUUAGGUGCGCCCGUGAAAUGCUUGCUUCAGAUGAAGGAUCAAAGAAUUUGGUGAGAGCUGUCAGCAACAGGCUUAGUGCUUUAUCAUUUCACAUCAGGGAAUACUACUGGGUUGAUAUGAAGAAGAUAAAUGAAAUAUACAGAUAUAAGACAGAAGAGUAUUCCACAGACGCCACUAACAAGUUCAAUAUCUACCCUGAACAAAUUCCCAAUUGGUUAAUGGAUUGGAUUCCGGAGGAAGGAGGCUAUCUCAUCGGGAAUUUACAGCCAGCUCACAUGGACUUUAGGUUCUUCACACUAGGAAACCUUUGGUCAAUUGUCUCGUCUCUUGGUACCCCAAAACAAAAUGCAGCUAUCCUAAACUUGAUGGAUGCUAAAUGGGAUGAUCUUGCGGGUCAGAUGCCUCUUAAGAUAUGUUAUCCUGCUCUAGAGUCCGAAGAGUGGCGUAUAAUCACAGGUUGUGAUCCAAAGAAUACGCCCUGGUCAUAUCAUAAUGGGGGAUCUUGGCCUACACUUCUCUGGCAGUUCACACUGGCAUGUCUAAAGAUGGGGAGAACAGAUUUGGCUAGCAGAGGCGUUGAGUUGGCCGAGAAAAGGCUCCAGCUUGACCACUGGCCUGAAUAUUAUGACACGAAAAGUGGGAAGUUCAUAGGUAAACAAUCCCGGCUUUACCAAACCUGGACAAUAGCUGGUUUUCUGACAUCCAAGAUGCUCUUGAGAAAUCCCGAAAUGGCUUCUUUCUUGUUCUGGGAAGAGGACUUGGAUCUUCUGGAGACAUGUGUCUGUGCACUAAGCAAAUCAAAGAGGAGGAAGUGUUCCCGUGGUGCCGCCAAGUCUCAGAUUCUGGUCUAGCCGCAGGCUGCUUUCGGUCUUUCUCAAAGAUUUGAUCACACACUGUAGUAGUUAUAGGGUAUACGUGUAUAACUGAUAAAUGCUUUGAGGGUAUUUUUGACCUCGAAUGAAAAAGAAAAUGAUUCUUUUAGGUGAGUCCAAUUGGCAUUGUUAUUUGUAAAGCCAAGUGAUUUAUAGCGUAGGUGAUUGGCUUAAUAUAGUAUAGCAGGCAUAAUAAACUACAACUAUAUUGUAUUUGUGACUCAGUUUAGCAGCGAUAAUAGAUUGCAACUAUCUUGUAUUGUGAUUCAUGAUGUUGUACGUUCUUUACUUGUAUCU